UCAAAGCAAACUUAACGUUGCAUAUAAAACUAUACAAAACUAUUUUAAAACACCAUUGCCCCUUGCGAAGAUUGAUGUGAUUGCUAUUCCUGAUCUCCCCUCAGUUCGAUAUGUUAACACAUGUGGCAUGCUGAUAGUAAGAGAGGCUGAAUUGCUUAAAAAUGGUGUUUUUGCAAUUUCGCGGGAACUUAUCUAUCAAUGGAUUGGUAUAUCGAUAACUCCUGAUUGGUGGACUGAUGCCAAAGUAAACAAAGCACUAAUAAGUUUUAUAGCAUCAGAAAUAGUAACUGAAAUAAAUGAUGGUGUAGAGUUUAAUGGCAAAUAUCCAAUGACAAUUCUUUACUCAUUGUACUAUGAGUUAAGCAAGAGGUAUCCCCAUUCUCGCAUAACCGGAAUGAAACAGGAGUCUACGUCUUUCAAAGUGGAGCUUGUUAUUCGAAUGCUUAGACUUUCCCUAGGAGAGCAUACAUUUAAAAUCGCAAUACAAAGAUUAAUUUGCGAUCACAAAUUCAAUACAUAUAAAGCGGUUGACCUGUGGAAUGUUAUUUCCGAACAAGCUAAAGAAGAUAAUACGCUUGAUAGUAAGCUUAGUAUAUUAAAUAUUGCCGAGUCUUGGUUACAGCAAAGCCGCCUGCCACUUAUCACAAUAACGAGAGACUACAAUUUGGGAACUGCAAAUAUUCAACAAAAAGUGUAUCUUAGGGAGAGACCCCACGAUGUACCCGAGCAAGACAAAAUGCUAUGGUGGAUCCCCAUUGCGUUAGUUCGACAAGAUACUCUUAAUUUUCUUAAAUAUAGUCCAUAUACAUGGAUAAAUAAGACUAAGCAAACUACAAUUUUUAAUAUGCCAAGGCAAACAAAGUUUAUAAUUGCUAACCAAGAGGAAAUCGGACCAUUUCCGGUUAACUAUGACGAUACAAAUUGGAAUAUGUUGCAAAUAUUUCUAAGAACAGACGCUGGAAGGGAAUCAACACCAGUAUAUACGAGGGCAAAAUUACUUCAUGACGCCUGGAACUUGGCUUAUGCUGGAGAAUUAAAUUUUGCAACAGCUUUAAAUAUGACUUUAUUCAUGAAAAAGGAACGCAAUCAUAUUGUUUGGAAUCCGGUAUUUACAUUUCUAGACCAAAUCGGCAGACGUCUUGAAGUAUCUUCAAUUAAUAAAAAGUUUGAGUUGUAUACUAUUAACCUUUUGGCUCCAUUAUAUGAAGAUUUGGGUACGGAAAAUGUCAAUGAAGAAAUAUGGAAAGCAGAGUUACGAAAAUUGACUAAAACAUUUUUAUGCCGUGCGGGAUAUUUUCCAUGUAUCAAGGCUGCACGAAGCGCUUUCGAAGUGUGGCUUAACAGUUCUAAUCCGAACUUUGACAAUCCUGUACCCAACGAGUUUAUCUGCCCAGUGUUUAAGUGGGGAUCUCUGAAGGAAUGGAUGUUUGGAUUGGAACGAAUAAGUCAGUUUCCAAAACUUCGUCUUCAAAGUGAUCGUACCUUUUUAUUAAAGAUGCUAGCCGGAUGUCCAUCGCAGCGCGAAAAAAUAGAAUAUUUACUGGAUUUGGCCAUUCUUAAGAAUACAUCAUUUUUUUCUGAAAACGAUCAAAUAUUAAUUGUUAAUAUGGUAUCGACUCAAUCUAUUGGAUAUAGGACACUCUUGGACUUCCUUUCUAGCAAUUGGGCUUAUGUUCAUCAAAAGUUUGAAAAUAAAACAAAUCUUUGGGGCAAGCUUAUUACAUCUGCGACGGGAACGUUGUCUACCCAUGAUGGUUACGAGAUGGCUAAAACGUUUUACAAUAAACAUAACGGACAGUUUGGCAGUGCACAACACCUUAUAGAGAGAUCCCUUCGAAAUAUUAAGGAAGAAGUUCAUUGGAGUGAACAAAAUUUUCCAGUAAUAGAACAGUGGCUUGACAAAUUUUUAUCUGACAAUAAAUUAACAACUACUUAGAUGGUUGGACAUUAUAUGUAAUGUGUAAUACUUAUUCGCAAAUAAACAA
Messenger RNA from Drosophila gunungcola (fruit fly), 1985 nucleotides. RefSeq names its product aminopeptidase N. The record is from RefSeq and is a predicted model, not a curated record. Gene Ontology annotation, biological process: proteolysis; peptide catabolic process. Gene Ontology annotation, molecular function: zinc ion binding; metalloaminopeptidase activity; peptide binding. The coding region runs from base 128 to 1936 and encodes 602 amino acids. The transcript has 7 exons. Lineage: Eukaryota; Metazoa; Arthropoda; Insecta; Diptera; Drosophilidae. Gene Ontology annotation, cellular component: cytoplasm.